AUGUCAUUAUCAGACGACGAAAGAAAUGGCGUGUUCGGAAUUGGAGAAGAACUCGUCCCAGUGCGUGAGCUAAAGCAAGCUGGCGUCAUGGAGCUGGACUUUGAUGGAUUGCUAAGCACACCCCUGAGAUUGGAAGAAGAUCUCAAGAAGGGCUGUGGAGGCAUGCUAUGGCCUGCUGGGAUGGUGAUGGGAAAGUACUUGAUGAGACAAGAUCGGAAUACGUUCAUGGACAAGUCGAUAGUCGAACUCGGCGCUGGAGGCGGUCUUGUUGGUCUUGCUGUUGCCCUAAAGUUCCAACCAGAUCAACCUCUACAAAUCACCGAUCAAAUACCCAUGUUCGCCUUGAUGGAACGAAAUAUCGCACUCAACGACUUGCAGGACCGAGUCAAGCCAUCAAUAUACGACUGGGGUGAGGCGGUUCCGGAAGGUAUACCUCAACAUCCAGACAUCAUUCUUGCGGCAGAAUGUGUCUACUUCGAACCCGCGUUUCCUCUUCUACAACAAACCAUGAAGGAUCUCAUUGGCCCGAACACAGUCUGCUACUUUUGUUUCAAGAAGAGGAGAAGAGCAGACAUGAACUUUGUCAAAGUCAUGAAGAAGAUGUUUGUGGUUGAGCCCAUCGAGGAUGAUCCUGAUAAACCGAAAUGGUCAAGGGAGAAUCUACAUUUGUGA
Messenger RNA from Aureobasidium pullulans EXF-150, 672 nucleotides. RefSeq lists its product as uncharacterized. The record is from RefSeq and is a predicted model, not a curated record. The coding region runs from base 1 to 672 and encodes 223 amino acids. The transcript is spliced from 3 exons. Lineage: Eukaryota; Fungi; Ascomycota; Dothideomycetes; Dothideales; Saccotheciaceae.